AUGAACUUGUUCCUGGGAUUCAGAAGGGAGCACGUGCCAUGGAACUUCAAGAAGACGGAGAACCAUGUGUACCUCCAUGUCGUGCUUUGGCAGAAGCUGGAUGCCGACGAGUCAGAACCUGCUGAAGAAGCCACUCUGCUCACCAUUGUCUCAUCAACUAUGAAUAUGGUGUAUGGUGUACUCACAUCCAUGCCAUCUAUUGCCACAUUUGCAGACUUUGACAGUUUUGGUGUUGCACCUAUAUGUAACCCUGAAAAAAUAUUCCAAGAAUCUUCUUUGAUAUUAUUUAUGAUAUUUUCAUAA
This is a messenger RNA of Triticum turgidum subsp. durum (durum wheat), 303 nucleotides long. Lineage: Eukaryota; Viridiplantae; Streptophyta; Magnoliopsida; Poales; Poaceae. The record is from the annotation of a GenBank genome assembly.